Molecule: messenger RNA, 854 nt
Organism: Vespa velutina
Lineage: Eukaryota; Metazoa; Arthropoda; Insecta; Hymenoptera; Vespidae
Product: immediate early response 3-interacting protein 1
Exons: 3
Coding region: 219-473 (84 amino acids)
Biological process (GO): endoplasmic reticulum to Golgi vesicle-mediated transport
Cellular component (GO): COPII-coated ER to Golgi transport vesicle; Golgi membrane; endoplasmic reticulum membrane
Source: RefSeq, a predicted model, not a curated record
AGUUUUUACGUUGUAAUUAAUAAUCUAAAUAAUCAAUAAUAAACAAUAUCCAACUAGAUUGUUUAUUGAUUAUUAAAGACUACGAAGUAAGUGACAAAGAUGACGAACUAUUGAAAUGAUUAAGGUACAUAUAUGUAUAUAUAUAUAUUACACGUUUCAUGUCUGUAAGUAUAGAGACUAAAAAUUUCUGAAACUCGUAUUCUUAUAGAUCAAUAAAAAUGGCAUUUACUUUAUGGUCACUUUACGAAGCUACUCUGUUAUGUUUAAAUGCUAUUUGUGUGCUAAACGAAGAAAGAUUUCUUGUUAAAAUUGGAUGGGCCUCAUGGCAAAACGUACAAGGAUUUGGUGAACCACCUACAGUUAAAUCACAGAUGUUAAACCUUAUUAGAUCUGUAAGAACAGUUGCGAAAGGAAAGAAGAAAAUAAAUGAUCACCGUGAUGAAAGAUGCAGACAGAAACAAAAUAAGCUAUGAUUUGAAUUUUCAAGAUUUCAUCCAUAUGUUAUAUUAAUUCAAGCUAAAUAUAUAGCGAAAUUUUACGAUAUAUUUUACUUUCGAAUGAACAAAUGUCUAUUUAUAUUCCAUAUAAUUAGAUACUUCUGUAUCUUCGUUAAAAGAUAUACUAUAACCUAUGAUAAAUUAGAUCAGUGAGAUAUCUCUCGGUGUACCGUGGGAAAAUUUUUGAAGCUGAAUGAUAGCCGAAUUCGUAAGAUCUCCUUUCACUUUUUUAAGUAUGCCAAUUAUUGUAUAUAUGUUAAGCAAAGCAUAUCAAUAUUUCGUAAAUUGCUCGUGUUGUAUUUUUGGCUUAAAUGUUGUUAUUUUUGUAGACUUUAUAUAAACUUUUUAUGUUAGAUA